AUGAGUCUGGCUGUGGAUGCCGUGGGUCUAGCUACACACCUGCGGAGAGCAGAGGAAGCCGGGGACUCACCUCCAUAUGCCACCAGCGCCAUCUUGCAGGAGAUCAAUGCCAUCAGAGAGACCCUCAAUCGCCCGUCUCCGCAAGAGCAGGCUGCAUCAUUGCGCUGCAUCGGCACAUUCCUCGACUUUCUAAAGACCUACGUUGACAACCAGUCGACAACGGUCCCGGUUUCAGACAUGGCAAGACUGAGCGUCACUGCCAGCAACGCCGGCGCAUCCACAUAUUCCAUGUCCGGCUCGCCGAGCGUAAACGGCGACCAGUACGCGGCUCCGAUGCUUCUUCCGGUGGCACCGCACCCAGUCACCUUCCGGCACAUUGGAAAGAUCGUCAUGAACCUGGAAAAGGAGCCCGUCGAUAUCAGAUUCACCUCGGCCAGCGACCCGACGUCUUUCGCAGUGUCCAGUUUCUUCAAGGACAUUGGUAUUUUCGACGCCUCGACGGGCCAGCGAAGAAGGUCAAUCAAAGUCAAAGGUGUUCAUAUGGUGUUUUCGCCAAUGAGGAACUCGGUGGCUGUCACAACGGAACACUUGGACGACGGAACGCAUCGCAUUUCGAAAAUGAUACCUACAACGCAUGACAUGGUGCAUUUUGACAAACCGGUCUUGUAUGUCGUUGACUGGGUCAACGACAGCAGUCCGGGCGCGAGGCGAUUCAUGUUACAAUGGCAUGGCAUCCGACCCUAUUCAUUCAGCCCCGAUGGCCAACUCUUGGCGAUCAAGGGCGUGCGGAACCGGGUUGAGAUUGUCACCAGCGCGAGGGGCCAAGGGUACAGCGUCCUCCGCAGCCACACCGACGAGGUGACACACGCCGAGUUCACGGUGGACGGCGCCAGGCUCGUAACCAUGUCGCGAGACGGCACUCUGAGGGUGUCAAGCGUCGAGUCCGGACGUAAUAUCGCCAAAAUCGAGAUGGAACACUGGCGGAACCCUCUUCAGCUAGCAGUGUCCCCGACGGGUGUGAUUGCAACGAUCUGGGGCAGAGCGGUGACGAUCUGGGACUACGAGACCGGCGCCAUGAACAGCUACAACCUCGAGAUUGCCCGGGGCAGCGAGGGCGUCCCGUUGGCCAUCUCGCCUGAUUUGCGGUGGGUUGCGUAUCGAUCGGACGACGGGGCGGAUGUCACUGAUCUGGCGACGGGAAAAGUGGUCUACUCGGCAAGACUAGAAUCGGGUUUCGCAGUUUCGGCGGCGUUUUCGGGCAAUGGCAAGUACCUCGUCGUCGGUAGGUGCAUGAAUGGCCACCACGGCCGAACCGACUCUGGCAUCCUUAACGUGUGGGAGAUUCAGACGUAA
Colletotrichum graminicola M1.001 is the source of this 1353-nucleotide messenger RNA. RefSeq names its product ribosome assembly protein 4. Lineage: Eukaryota; Fungi; Ascomycota; Sordariomycetes; Glomerellales; Glomerellaceae. Bases 1 to 1353 code for a protein of 450 amino acids. The record is from RefSeq and is a predicted model, not a curated record. Gene Ontology annotation, molecular function: protein binding. The transcript is spliced from 2 exons.